AAUAAGUGCCUGGAGGAUAUCAUAAAGCGGCCUUACGUUGCAGAACUUAGAAAAUGUUCGCCGGUAUCAGCAGACAUCUUAGAAAGAGCGGCUUCCAGCCGUUUCUUCGGGCGGGGUCGAGCGCUGCUGCCGUGGAAAAAGCUCGCGAAAGAUUGGUUGACUGCAGGCAAGGAGAAAAAGUUGUGGGGACUUUUUCGAGGGAGGAAAUGCAAAACAGGGUAGACAAAUUGAGAGCUAUGAUGAAAGAGCAGAAAUUAGAGGCCUGUGUUUUUACUUCCUAUCAGAACGUGAACUACUACAGUGACUUUCUGUACUGUGCAUUUGGCAGACCUUAUGGACUGGUCAUUACAGAAGAGGACCACACAGUUAUAGCCGCUAAUAUCGAUUAUGGGCAGCCAUGGAGGCGCUCCUUUGGUGAAGCAGUGACUUUCACUGACUGGCAACGUGAUAGUUUCUACUAUGGCGUCCAAAAGCUUGUUGGAAACCGUUCCAAGAUUGGUUUGGAGCUGGAUCAUAUUAGCGUAGAAAAUUUUGCUAAAAUGAAAAACGCACUACCAAAGGCUGAAAUAGUCGACGUUGGCUUUUCAACCAUGAAAAAUAGGAUGAUAAAAUCGGCCGAAGAAAUUGAGUUGAUCAAGAACGGUGCCCGGAUCGCAAAUAUUGGCGGUUAUGCUUGCCGAGAAGCAAUGUCUGAGAACAAACCCGAAUACGAGGUUGCAAUGGCAUCAACUCAAGCGAUGAUCAGAGACAUCGCAGCGACAUACCCUCAUGCUGAAUUAAUGGAUACAUGGACUUGGUUUCAGUCAGGAAUAAACACAGAUGGUGCCCACAACCCAGUGACAAGUAGAAGACUCCAGAAAGGUGAUAUCAUCAGCAUAAAUUGCUUCCCUAUGAUAGCUGGGUAUUACACUGCACUGGAAAGAACGCUCUUCUUUGAUCAUGCAUCAGAUGCGCAUUUAAAAGUGUGGGAGGCAAAUUGCAGGGUGUUGAAACGAGGACGGGAACUACUCAAGCCAGGUGCUUCAUGUGCAGAGAUUGCGAAGGAGCUUAACGAAAUGUAUGAGGAGGAGAACCUGCUGCAGUACAGAACCUUUGGAUACGGUCAUUCAUUCGGAGUUUUGUGUCACUACUAUGGAAGAGAGGCUGGCCUGGAAUUGCGUGAAGAUAUUGACACUGUAAUAGAGCCAAAUAUGGUCAUUUCUAUGGAGCCAAUGGUGACAAUACCGGAAGGAAUGCCUGGAGCUGGGGGCUACAGGGAGCAUGAUAUAUUGGUUAUGAAGGAGGAUGGGGCAGAGAACAUCACCAAUUUUCCCUUUGGUCCAGAGCAUAAUAUAAUAAAAGGCUAGUUGUUUUAAAGGGAUUACUAGCAUUUUGUACGGAUAAAGGGGAGGGGGAUCACAUUUUGAUUGAUCGAAUUUUGGAUUAUAGAUAGAUAAUUGUAGUUUGAUUCUAAAUUUUUGGGGGUAUAAUUUUAUGUUGAACUAGAUAUCAUAUAUAAUUUUAGGAGUAUAAUUUUGCUAAUUCUAAAGAUUGUAGUGAUUUCUCUACUAAAAGAAUUGUAUAUUGCUUUUAGAGGAUGAAGCAUGCUCUUGAACUCGUUGUAAACGUUUUUGAUUUUUAUGAAUUUGAAUUAUCCGAUUGUUAUCAUUAUAGAGGCCGUAGCAAGUACAUUGCCGUUUUUGUAGAGAGUUUUCUAGUUCUUACAGAGGGAAUCACGAUAAAAAAUCAGACUGAAGUUAGGACAAAGACUGAUUAUAGCAUUCUUACAUUCUUACAUUCUUACAUUCUUACAUUCUUACGAUUUUAGCAUAACAUUACAAUUCUAGGUUGAUAUACGAACAGGGAAGAAAUACAAUGACCAACUUUACUAGUACAUUGAGAAAUACCAACCGGGUGGUUAUCUGGCCGGGACAUUUCUAAAUUGUAGAAAGUAGAAUUUUACAAUACAUACAUGAACGAUUGUAAAAAUUAAGAAUGCAUAGUAAAAAGAAAUAGAAGAAAAACAGUGGACACAGCAGAUAAGAGAUAUUGAAUUUGGCAGGAUAAGAGUAAAGGAAUGAAGUUCUUUAAAUAA
Rhopilema esculentum is the source of this 2074-nucleotide messenger RNA. The record is from RefSeq and is a predicted model, not a curated record. NCBI's taxonomy places the organism in Eukaryota, Metazoa, Cnidaria, Scyphozoa, Rhizostomeae, Rhizostomatidae.